Molecule: messenger RNA, 3252 nt
Organism: Klebsormidium nitens
Lineage: Eukaryota; Viridiplantae; Streptophyta; Klebsormidiophyceae; Klebsormidiales; Klebsormidiaceae
Source: the annotation of a GenBank genome assembly
CCGAAAGCUACCCGCACGUCGCGACGGCAGACCCGGACGGACCAGGUCGCAAAUUUGAACAAUUUGUUCGUAUCGCCCGACGCAGUUUUGAGCAUUUUCUCCAAAAUGACCCGACCGGAUACGAACGAUUUGUCCAAAAUCGAUCGCCGUAUUUUGAGAGAUUUACUCAAACUUUCAAAUUGGUGUUUUGAGAGGUUUUCUCAAAACGGGCCGUGAGUCUGGGUUGCUGCAUGAGAACGUUGAAACAGCUCACAAAAGCCCCCUGGGCCCUGGAAAAUAUUUUUGGAGGAUUGCAUCAAUUGGUUGCAUGAAGCACCUUGGAUGGGGACAGAGAUCAAUCCUGUGGUACCAUUCAUGAGCGCCGCGGAUCAGGGAUGCUAGCAGACAAUCAAGGGACAAACAAGCGCUGCGCGUGCGCUUCGCAAGAGCACAAGCAGACGCAGCGGCCAUAGAAAUGUUAGUGAGGACUUAGGCGGGACGUUGGGUCCCUAUACCAUCCGCUUGAAUCAUGAAUGCGGCUACCUCAGUGCGCGCGGUGGCGACACACAUUCUGCAGCAGCCGGCUUUUGCAGGCGCUUCCCUGUGCGACUUCUCCGGCAGUGGCUCGUCCGCCUAUGCUUUCGCCUGCUCUCGUCCUCAAAGUACGCACCCCUCUCCUCAACGACGACUGUACCCCGUCCAACGACUAAACGCGUCCUUGCCACUGCGGUCACAAAGCGGCGAUGCCGACGUCGAGAAGCUGGAACAAGCAAGCAGCGCCGAGCAAACUCCUAGCAGAUGGGGCCAGCUCAGGCGCCAAACGCUCCGGUCGCUGCAGAGAAUCCCCCGCAAACCAGCGCUGGCGUUUCUAGGGUUAGUGGGGGGGUUAGCGACCCCAGUCUUGGUUAGCAGCGGCGGGUGUUCUGGCUCGGGAAAUGGAAAUGGAAGUGGAGAGGGUGAGGGCGGGGGUGGCGGAGAUGGUUUUCAUUGGGACAAGGGACAUGCGCGAGCAGCAACUGCUGAGGAGGAGGAAGAGGAAGAAGAGGAAGAGGAGGAGGAGGAGGAGGAAGUAGAGGUGGAAGAAAAGGGCGCGGUGGUGCCGCUGGGAGGAGAGGAGGAGGAAGACGAAGAUGAGGGAGAGGACGUCCUGGCGGACAUUGCCGCAUUCGACGACAUCAACAAGAAGCGCUCGUGGCCCGCCACCUGGCGCUCCCCGUUCCAGGUCCCCGGCGAGCCGUUCGGCGUCGACCAGCUGCGCAAGACGUACGUCGGGGAGAAGCUCACGCCCGACCUGCAGGACAAGCUGACGUCAGAUUUCCUCGGCAUGUUCGGGGAGUACCUUGAGGGGAUCACUCUCAGCUACGAGCGCAGCAACCGGGACCCUAACUUGAAGGACAACGAGGUGCGGCUGAUUUUCAACUGGCGGGAGCCGGAGCUGCCGCCCAUCCGGGGGCUGCGCGUGGUGGGGACGACCCUGAUCACUGAGGAAAUGAAGCGCGAGAUGCUGAAGGACUUGCAGGAGGAGGUUCCGUUGAACGCGCGCACGCUGGCCAUGUUCAAGGACCGGCUGAAGGCGUCGUUCAAGUCGGCGGGGCUGGAGGCGGGGCUAUACCAGAUGAACUUCGUGGACGGAAACAUCCUGCAAAUGAAGUUCUUCGAGAACCGGAUUGGCAACAUCACGUUCCAGUUUACGGACGAGAAUGGCAAGAUCACCUACAACGAGGACAUUGCCAAGUGCAUGCCGAUCGGAUUCCAGGCGGGUGACGUCAUGAAGUCGUGGGAUGCGCUGGGGCCGCUGCAAGAGGGUAUUUUGGCAAUGGGCGCAUUCUCACGCGUCGGCAUCGGGAUGAAGCCCAUGCGCUCGAAAGGAGAGGGCUCCAAGUGGCUCAACCUCGACGUGCAGUGUGAACUGGCCCAGCAGAAGGCGGUGGACGGGGAACUAGACUGGCAGUUUAUUCCCAACGAGGCCGGGCGGCCCACGCUGUACUCGCUGGAGCCCGGAGGCACGAUCAUGUACCAGCACUCGCACUUUGGGGGCUGGAAUAAGUCCUUCUCCGCCAGCAUCGGAACCUCCAACUUCUUCAGCCCCAUGGAGGACAUCGGCUUCAACCUUAGCUACAAGCACCUGAACGUGUUCGGCCCCAACGAUAAAAAGAACCGCAAACUAGAGGUGGACGCUUUCAACGGGCGCAAGGAGAGCGCGAUCCACACCCCCAGCCCCGCUUUGGAGGGGAUCCCCCACAUCAUGGUCGACAGAGCCGGCGUUAGAGCCACUCUGACCGAGUUCCCCUUCUUCUCCAAGAAGAUCCAGAUCGACUACGGGGCGACGCUCGAGGAGGUCAACUCUCGGGGGGAGGACUACCAGUUUGCGGCGCAGGGCUCCAAGAUUCUGAACAACGGUACCUUCGACGAUCAAGGCCCCCCCACCAGCCUAGGCGUCACGGGGUCCGACAAGCAGCUGUUCUUGCACGGCUCGAUCGAGUACAACAACGUGACGAUGGAGAAGGAGGUGGCGCAGGGAACGCGCGCACUAUUCACGAUGGAGCAAGGCACGUGGAUCGGCACUGAGCACCCGAUGUUCAACCGGUGGACGGCCUCUGCGACGCAGUACUUCAAGCUCGGUCAGCUUCCCAAACUCGACACGCUGGCAUCUCCGAGCGCCGUCGUGCACGCAAAGGCGGGCGACACGAUCGGGGAUCUCGCGCCGUACGAUGCGCACCCGCUUGGGGGCCCGUACACGGUGCGCGCAUAUGGGAUUGGGGACCUUGGGGCAGCCCGGCGAUACCUGGAGCUCGCUACCGAGGUCAAGUAUCCAAUCAAGACCGCCUCUGUUUACGGGUUUGCCGAGUAUGCGACCGACCUGGGGAGCGGGCCGGAAGUACCCGGGAAUCCAAACGAGUACUAUAACCGACGGGGGCACGGACUCGCUUACGGCGCUGGUGUUGAAUGGUGCGGAGCGAAGAUAGAGUACGUCAGGGACUGUCAUAAGAAGUCGGGAUCGGUUGUGCUUCGUCACGGCAACAGAUUCUGAUCCGAGCAAUUCAAAAUUUUGUUAAGGACAAAAAUCCAGAAAAGUCGAGCGGUUGGUGGCAGCACGGAUUGUGGCGUCGCUGUCCACAGUCGCAUCCUUUGUCACUCUGCCAGUCAGCCUUGGCGUCAUUUUCUCACAUGCGGGCAAUGCUUUCAGGCCAGACUGGCGAAGAUUUAGUACGUGAUAUCCCUGGUGACUGACCGAUGGAUAGCCACUGAUCUUGAAUCAAUCUCGAUCCUAUG